Tachysurus vachellii is the source of this 1068-nucleotide messenger RNA. Its product is annotated as heme oxygenase-like. The record is from RefSeq and is a predicted model, not a curated record. Gene Ontology annotation, molecular function: heme binding; heme oxygenase (decyclizing) activity. The coding region runs from base 191 to 1054 and encodes 287 amino acids. Lineage: Eukaryota; Metazoa; Chordata; Actinopteri; Siluriformes; Bagridae. Gene Ontology annotation, biological process: heme catabolic process; heme oxidation; response to oxidative stress. The transcript has 7 exons.
CACUCGCUUUGUUCUGCUGGCCUGAAUACAGCUUCCUGUUUUCACCCUGAUGUGAAAAGAAGGAGGGAGCGAGAGAGUGAGUAUAAAAGCAGCAGCUGCAGAGUGAACUCCACAACCAACAACAGAGCCAAGAAGAUCUCCAAAACUACACAACUCUACACAACUAAAACUGUCCCAAGACGACCCGAAAAUGGAAGCAGAUAAGCAGAAAGUACAGUGUGAGAAGGUUCAGGUCACAGACAGUGAUCUGUCUGAGCAGAUAAAGGCCGUGACUAAAGAAAGCCACAUCCGAGCCGAGAACACACAACUGAUGCUGAGCUUCCAGAAAGCGAACAUCAGCCUGCAGCAGUAUAAGCUCCUGCUGUGCUCCUUGUAUAAGAUCUACGAAGCUUUAGAAGAGGAACUGGACAGGAACGCAUCUCAUGAAAGUGUGGCACCAAUUUACUUUCCUCAGGAACUGGGCAGGAUGGAAGCCCUCAAGAAAGAUCUGGAGCACUUUUAUGGUCAGGACUGGAGAGAGAAGAUGAACGUACCGUCUGCUACACUGAGAUACGCUCAGAGGUUGAGAGAGAUUGGCAGCGAGCAUCCUGAACGCCUCGUGGCUCACGCUUACACUCGCUACCUGGGUGACCUGUCAGGUGGCCAGGUGUUGGGCCGUAUUACCCAGAAGGCUUUAGGACUGAAGAACGGAGAGGGUUUGGCGUUCUUCACGUUUCCUGCCGUCAGCAGCCCGAAUCUGUUCAAGCAGCUGUACAGAAGCAGGAUGAACAGCAUCGAGCUGACAGAGACGCAGAGAGAGGGAGUGCUGGAGGAAGCUGUCAGAGCCUUCGAGUACAACAUCCAGGUUUUUGAUGAUCUCCAGAACUUGGUGAGCAUCUCAGAGAAGAAUGAACUGAGGCAGAGAAACAAAACACACAACCUCAAGACACCAGAUGUCAGAGUGAAUCAGAGCUCAGCGCUGUCCUCCUCACUGACAUCCACUUCUCAGCUGCUCAGGAUGCUGCUCGGUGUGUGUUUCGCUCUGGCGGUCGGAAUGGGAAUGUAUGCACUUUAAAGACUGUGACUCUU